AUGGGCACCCCUCGAAGUAAUAUUUUAACGUGCAGGGAACUCCUAUAGACUUUAAUGGAGCCCCGUCCUCGUAAAAUAUAGACGACAGGGGACCAUGACGUUUCAGAUCUCGGGGAUGACUGGCCCACAAUAGGAAUAAAAAAUAGCAUAAUAAAUGAUAUGUAUAUAACAUUUAAACACAUAGAGAGUGGCAAAAUAACAGCUCCUCCAUUUUUAACAGCCGUUUUUUAGUUUAACGUUGCUCUAUAAAUAAGGUUUUCGCCAGAAGUUUUGGCGGAUAUUGCGUCAAACUGACGAGCUAUAGGCAUUAUACACUGUCGAUAGUCGAUUAAUUAAUUUAUUUUUGUCUUUGCAUAGCUUCAUUUAAAUCUGGUUUAAAUGUUUAAAUGUUUAAGAAACGCAUUUGCCAUUAUUUCUACGCUGGCAUAUUUAGUGUUUUCCUAUGUGGAUAGCGGUGCCGCCCAACUAGACGGAGCGGCAUCCUUGGCGUCGCGCACCGCUCGGAAUAGCCGCCGAGCGCGGCGCUUUCAGCUUUGACUUCAUUGCCGCUGACCUAUCAAGGCGCGACCAAUGGCUGAGCCAAGAAGCAAUGAUGACGUCCCUGCGCUGGUCGUGCAUCUAUGCACUGCGCGCCACUCGACGCACAGAUCUGCACGCGUUUUCAACUUGAAAUGACAAAACCCAAACUUCUUAAUGAUGACAUCCCCGCAAUGCUCUUGCAUCUCCACUCAACGCCUCUGCACACACUUUCAACUUGAUCUGAACGAUUACCUGCUUGAUGAAAAACUUACUGAUGACCUCCAAAAUGCUGAUGAACUGCUUGCUGAGCUGCAGAAAGAGAAGGCAGCACUACCAGCUAGGACAUCCACGUCAAAAGUCAGGUGGAGAAAGAGAGACAGUGAUGGGAAUGUACUCUAUGCAAGGCCAAGGUCACGCAGGAAUCAGUCAGAAAAAGCUGGUGAUCACACGCCUAAUCCUCCCUGCAACACUGCUGAUCAUGGCCCUAACUCUGCUUCAGAGACUGCUUCAAAGACCAUCUCUGCUGAAUGUCUUGUGCAAGAUCUACAGUACUCCUUGAGUGUCUCUGAUGAUGAGAUACAAGAAGCUGCAGUUGACCAGGGAGCUCCUCUGGCUUCUGUGGAUUGGAGCACUCGUAACGCUCUCUUUUUUGAGAGAUGGAGGGCAAAGAGACCUUACCUUGUAAAUAGCAUGCUGGCACAGGGGAACGUGGAAACAAAAAUCUGCAGUCAAUGUGGGAUCAACUGUGCAGCUGUCAGAUGCAGAGACUGCUUACCAUGUCCAUUCCUCUGCGCUGAAUGCGACAUCAGCCGGCACAACAAAACCUACAUCCUUCACAACCGGGAUGCUAUGUGUGCUGGUUUCUUUCAGCCAUUGCCUCCAACCAGUUGCGUUGUGGAUAAUGCUGUUACACACUGUGUACGGCUUUUGCCUAUUGAGAUGCCUGUCCAAAUCUGUCGCUGUCCACCAGAGGCAUUGAGGGUCAUCCAAGGAAAGGCAGUUGCUUUGGUCACAAUAAAUGGACGGUAUGAUCUCAACAUGCCAGAGCUAAGCUGCGAGGGAUGCCAGGCUACUUGGACUGCAGAAGUGGAUGACCUUAUACAAAGUGGCUACUGGCCCGCCACCCUCAAUUUUGCGACAGUUUAUGAGGAAGACUUAUUUUUUACUUUUGAGAGCAUGAAGAUGGCAUCACCUGGAAUGUCCUGUCAGGCAUUUCUACGAAUGCUUGAGAAGCGGACUGUUCGCUUUGGCCGUACUGGAAAGCUCUCAUCUGACAGCUUUCAGAAAAGCUUUUUUGAAUGGGCUGCUGUUCAAUAUGAAGUUGAUGCCAUUUGCAAAGAGGAGCAAUUUAGCUGUCCUGCCUGCACUCCAGCAAUGCUUGCCGUCUCGGUUGACGGAAACCGCAAGCUUUAUCGUUUCAAGAGUACAGCACGAUCAGAGGAGCGGCCGAUCUUUGAUGGUGUCUUCAUUGCUAAUGAUGAAGAUGUGACCAGAUUUGUGGACCAAGUACACACCAAAACCAAACAUGUCACUGGAAAAGGCAUUUGUGGUGGGGAGUGGUUGGCAGCCCGAGAGACUUCCUGCAGAUCUAGGAGUAAGGUGGAUGAGGAAGGACUGGAGCUGGCAGUUUGCAGGCACGGUGUCUUGCUGUCUGCCCUUAAUAUGUUUAGGGGUGAAAUAUAUGCAUACCCCAUGUUCUUACAGAACCAGCUUGCGCCCAAGCACGACAUAACCUUCUUCUGUAUGGAUGUUGCAUGUAAAUACUGGCCCUACCUACAGAGAGUUUGUUUGGACUGUCCAGAGCUCCAGUCUCUUCAAAACAUGAGGCCCUUCCUGUCGGUUUUGCAUGCUAAAGCCCAUGACUUCAAAUGUGAGGUAAAAUGGAGUGGAGCCAACCAAGAUGGGGCUGGUUCGACAUUAGGGGAGGAAGUAGAGCAGUGUAAUGCGUUUCUCUCCAGAAUAGCGGUCACUACAAAGCACAUGUCAAAAGCAGGACGCAAUGACAUGCUUACACUCCUCUCCAUGAGAUGGAACCAGCAGAAGUUUCAAAACCUGGCAAAUUCUCUUUCCCAAAGAUACCAUAAGACUUCUAGAGCUCUAAAUGUCCAGUUGGGGGACCUGGAAACUCUGAAAGCCAAGCUUCAACUGCAAGAAAAAAACAUGGAGGAAUUUGUGCAAGAUGUGAAAGACUGGGCAGAUGGAGAAACAAACCACCAAGACACGACACAGGCUUUGUGUCAGAAGAUUGAGGCCCUCACAUCAAGUAUAAAAACAAGAUCUCAACGCCUCUACAAAACAAAUGACAGCAACAAAUGUCGACACAGAAUUAGACGGAAAAUAAGGCAAGAAAAGACCACUUUGCAGACCAUGCUAGCCAAGUACAACAGCCUUGUAACACCCGAGCAAGCAGUUUGCAUGGAUCAUAUUCUGGACACAGAACAUCCCUGGCCUUGGCAAAUAACACAAGAAGGCGCUGUUGAUUUCAGCACAAAAAAGGAAGUCUUUGAUAGGGUCAUGGCAGUUCGAAGGCUUCAAGAGGAGAAGAAGAUCCUUGUCAAAGAGAUCAAGCAGCACUGGGAUUCUCUGAAGUCCCAUGCCAGAGUCUUGUCUGAGUGGUCUUUCCAUCAGAGUGAAAACACCCAACAAGGACAUCUCACAGAGAAUGCGAAGAAGGGUGUCACUUGCCUCAUCCGCAGAAGGCUGAGGCAAAUGAAAGAGCUGCAAAGGCGUGCAAGAAAAGUCUACCUGCAUGUCCUGUCUAACCCAGAAAAUGACAAUCAGUUUUUUUGCACUACAGAUAGUUCAGAUGAAUUUGACUUUAGCUCGGAAAGUUCAGACUCCGAUGUUGACGCUAUGUAAAUACUCUUCAAAAAUACUAAAAUACUACUACAAUGUCAUUGCACCUGAUUUGAUUACAUUUUAUCUUAAACCUACCCCAAAUACCGCCAACAAUCUAAGACUACAAAUCACAGCACAAAGACUAAGCAUAGCCUAGUGUUAAACAGUGGUGGAAGUAUACAUAUCCUUUAUUUCAUUAAAAGUACUAAUGCCACACUGUAAAAAUACUCUUUUACAAGUAAAGGGAAACGAAAAUGGUAGGCCAACAAACACGGAGUAAAGGAAUAAAACAAAAUCUGUGCUAAAUGGAAGGUGGACAUAAUUAAUGUUGGCUACUGAUGUACAACCACAUUGCACAUUGUUAUUUUAUAAAUUAAAUAAACAAAAUGUUAGGGCCAAUUUGGGGUCAGUUGGACUACACUAACGUAGUGGAGUAAAAAGUAACAUAUUUUCUCUGAAAUGUCGCGGAGUAGAAGUAGAAAGUGACAUAAAAAGAAAAGACUCAUAAAGUACAAGUUCCUCAACAUCUCGAGUGAAGUACAGUACUGGAGUAAAUUUACUUAGUUACAUUCCACCACUGUUGUAAUGUUUUAAACAUGUAAAUAAUUAUUUUUGAAUGUACAGGCAAAACUCAUUUUUUCCCUGUAUUGUAUAUGAAUGUGUUCCCUUAUGGAAAUGUUUUGCAUGAUGUUUUUUUAAUAAAUUAUGAACGAAACGUAACUUAAGUUUUGACUUUUUUAAUGUUUUAUGCCAUUAUAACUUUGUUAUACUGCUGAAAAGAGAUUGAGGCGCUCUUCCUUC
This is a messenger RNA of Etheostoma spectabile (orangethroat darter), 4158 nucleotides long. RefSeq lists its product as uncharacterized. Lineage: Eukaryota; Metazoa; Chordata; Actinopteri; Perciformes; Percidae. Bases 694 to 3378 code for a protein of 894 amino acids. The record is from RefSeq and is a predicted model, not a curated record. The transcript is spliced from 17 exons.